ACUAUAAAAUUGUGGUUUAUUUGUAUAAAGUGUCACCGUCGAUAUGGCGUCAAGUGAAGAAAUUAUAAAUCAAAACAAUAAUAUUUUGAUGUAAAAUAGGGAUCAUAAAUAAUGUAAUUGAUCGGGCUCUAUAUAAUUAAAGAAAAAAAUGGCCGUAGCACUAGAAUUGCCAGUCAUAGAUAAUGCGUGGGUCAAUUUUUGUGAAAGACACGCACAAGCAGCGGCCCAAGAUUUUUCCAAAAGUUGUAUUCAGUAUAUUACUAUGAAUCUAUCAGAAAAUGCUCGAUCAACAAUUACCCAUAAGGAGUUUUUGCGAAAGUAUAUUGAAGCUUUCAAAGAGCAAUUUGAAAUGGAUUUCAAUAAAAGGAGAUUGCAAAACACUAAAAUCUCCAAUGGUGUUAGUACAAAAAGUGAUGAAGUUACAGUUGAAAAUGAAGAUGAAUCUCCCAAGAUGCAACAUAAACCGUUUUUUAGAAGACUCAGUUUUAAAGUUCUUCGAAAAAGUAAAGAUUUAUUUCACAAACAGCAUUCAGAAGAUGGAGAUAUGAAUCACAGUAAGACAAAACUAGCUAAAAUAGUUGUAGAGUGCAGAAAAGAAGGUAUUGUCAAUUAUUCAACCCCAGAGAGCUUGGAUCAACCUGGUGGUCCUCCUAAAUGGGAAAAAUGUCGAUUGCAGCUAGUUAAAGCGACUGGUGGUUAUAUGCUGGAAUUCUAUUCUCCACCUAAAAAUCAUAAACCAAGAUGUGGAGUAUUCUGUGCCCUUAUUACUGAAGCAAGGGAGACAACAGCCUUGGAAAUGCCAGAUCAUGAGAACACUUUUGUAUUGAAAGCUAGCAACAAUAUGGAGUUUGUAAUAGAAGCUUUGGACACUGAUGAUAUGCGUUCAUGGUUGGCAACAAUUCGGUAUUGCAUGCGAUCUGGACCAGGAGGAAAUGAGGGAGGUCACGGUGAUCACAAAGAAUAUAAUCGUCCGGAAGCACCUGAUUUACCUCCAAGACAUAUUGGAGGUAGAGGCGGUGAUCGUUUGUCUUCUAGUUCCAAUUUUGAGAUUUGUCCUAAUACUGGAGAACUUAUAUCCAUGGAACACGAUAUUGGUCAAACUUUAAAGAAAGAACUAUGGUUCCAUGGUACGUUAGGCAGAUCGGAAGCUGCUCAACAAGUUCUGCAUGAUGGGGCUGCUGGACAUGGAAGAUUCUUAGUCAGGCAGAGCGAAACUCGAACUGGAGAAUUUGUACUGACUUUUAAUUUCCAGGGACGUGCUAAACAUCUCAGAAUGACGAUAAAUGACCAAGGUCAAUGUCGUGUUCAGCACUUUUGGUUUCAAACUAUAUAUGAAAUGCUUGAACAUUUCCGUUCUCAGCCCAUCCCCCUAGAAAGUGGGGGUAAUUCCGAUGUUACUCUUACUGAUUACAUUUUGAAUCCAAACGCUAGACAGCAGCAUCAAAAUUCGAUGGGUCGAAGUUCCACCAGUACGAUGACAUCAAGUUCCUCCCAACAGGCAGUUACUAAUGGCAAUGAGAGACGAGUACCGCCCAUUCCAGAAGUUAGACAAGUUCAAACUCACUAUGGUAGUGUUCGAACUCAAGAGACAUCUUUAGAACAAAUACAAGCUGAAGCUUCCGCUCGCGCUGUUGAUAAUCAGUACAGCUUUGUUUAAAUUAAGGUAAACUGCCUUUUUUAACUAUUCGCAUUUAUUGUUCAAUGAACUUAUACAAAAUAAAAAAUAUUGAAUUACUAUUAUGUUAAAGAAUAAAUGUAAAUUUUUAACCUUGUUUGUUUGUGCAAAAUAACGAAACAGAAUAAAGACUUAAAAUUAA
Messenger RNA from Diorhabda carinulata, 1817 nucleotides. RefSeq names its product SH2B adapter protein 1 (gene Lnk). Gene Ontology annotation, cellular component: plasma membrane. Gene Ontology annotation, molecular function: transmembrane receptor protein tyrosine kinase adaptor activity. The transcript is spliced from 7 exons. The record is from RefSeq and is a predicted model, not a curated record. Gene Ontology annotation, biological process: intracellular signal transduction. Lineage: Eukaryota; Metazoa; Arthropoda; Insecta; Coleoptera; Chrysomelidae. Bases 149 to 1657 code for a protein of 502 amino acids.